This is a messenger RNA of Dermacentor silvarum, 708 nucleotides long. RefSeq names its product kinesin-like protein KIF18B. Gene Ontology annotation, biological process: mitotic sister chromatid segregation; microtubule-based movement; microtubule depolymerization. Gene Ontology annotation, cellular component: mitotic spindle astral microtubule; kinesin complex; nucleus. Gene Ontology annotation, molecular function: ATP binding; ATP hydrolysis activity; microtubule binding. Lineage: Eukaryota; Metazoa; Arthropoda; Arachnida; Ixodida; Ixodidae. The transcript is spliced from 2 exons. The coding region runs from base 1 to 708 and encodes 235 amino acids. The record is from RefSeq and is a predicted model, not a curated record.
AUGGCAGUGCGCGUGCGCCUACUGGGCGAUCGUGACUCCGAGACCACCAGCGUCGUCCUCGGGAUUAUCGCGCCCCCGCCCGUGGUAAGGUCGACUACCGCAACGUCGAGGAACCCUACCACGGAGGAAUCUACAAUGGUGCCAACUUUCGCCAUGCUGGGCUGCGAGGAAUGCCCCGCAGUGGUCUACCUUAUGCCCAGCAAGUUGGACCAGCGCGUGGACAAGCUGCUAUCAGAGGGCCAGACAUGCGACGUAGCAGCCACCUAUCUAGAAGUCUACAACAAGGUGAAAGAGGCCGGCACCCUCCUCGAUCCGCUCUUGAAAGGGAACAAGAACCGGACGCAGCAUGCUCCCGACGCUAAUGCUGAGUCUUCAUGGUCGCACGCCAUCUUCCAGAGCUACGCCACAGUGACGGAGAAUGCGACAAGCACGCGCAAGCAAACUCGCGUCUCGAUGUGCUCUGUUGACCUUGCCGGCGCGGAGCGCGCAGCUGCGGCCAGUAGGGACCCAGAGGAUCAGAUUCGCGAGGGUACUAAGCUCAACCUGUCGCUCCUGGCCCUCGGCAACUGCAUCGACGCCCGCCCGAAGAACGGGACGCAGCAAGUGCCGUACCAGGACUCCAAGCUGACCCACAUCCUCAAGGACUCGCUGGGUGGCUCGGGCGACGUCCUUGUGAUUGGGACAGCGACGGCGGUGAAGCUGAACUAG